UGACCGUUUUCUUCGACUGGAGUUGUGCUCGACGUGAAUAACUUCGAAAAAGUACGUUUCCGUUUUCCACCUGUGAGCUGGCUGUGUCAGCUAAGGUUGGUCUAAAAUAAUUCAGACAUAACUGUUAGCUCGAAUAAAUCUGGUUCCCGCCUCUGUUCAUAUUUGUCCCCUGCGGGUUGCCGCCCUUCAAGGGAGCCCAAAGAAAUCUCUCAGGAGACGGAAAGGGGAGGAGAGAUUGAAGGGGAGGUGGAGUGACUGUGGCGACUGCAGCAGUAACGGCAAACAGGUUGGUAAAAGGACUCGAAACACCACUUAUCUGCUUUUCUACUCUUCCUUUGGAUUUAUUUACUCGGUUUUCCAAGGAAAACCUGGGAGGGAUUUCGGAAGUGUGACCUCAUUUUGAUCUCCAUUUCUCCACCAAUCACAAUGUCUGCUCCAGGUUAUUCAAGCCCUCCCAACCAGCCUCUUUUCCCACAACCCGGUGGCCAUGCUGCACCCCCUUAUCCGGUUCCAGCGGGGGGCUACGGAGACCCCAGCCAGGUCCCUCCACCAGGCUUUAACAUGGGCUACAACCCGGGGCCACCUCCGGUUAUGUAUCAACCGGGCCCUGCUCCUGGUCAAGGACAGGAGUAUGGUGGCAUGCCAAUGGGCAUCUCUCCGGCUCCAGUUGCUGUCGGGGUCCCGCCUGGGCUCGAGUAUCUAACACAGAUCGAUCAGAUCCUGAUCCAUCAAAAAGUUGAGCUCCUAGAAGCCUUCAUUGGAUUUGAAACAAACAAUCAAUAUGAGAUAAAAAACAGUCUGGGCCAGAAGAUCUACAAGGCCAAGGAGAAGAACGACUGCUGCACCAGGAACUGCUGCGGCUCUCUGCGCAGCUUCGACAUGAAGAUCAUCGACAACUUGGACAGGGAGGUCAUCCGUCUCAUCCGGCCUUUCCGAUGUGUCUCCUGCUGUUGUCCUUGCUGUCUGCAGGAGAUGGAGGUCCAGGCACCGCCGGGAACCACUGUAGGCUUCGUCAAACAGGACUGGCACCCUUUCCUGCCAAAGUUCUCCAUCCAGGGAGCAGACGGACAAACUCUGCUGAGACUGGAGGGGCCCUGCUUCGCCUGCAACUGCUGCGGGGACGUCAACUUUGAGCUCAAGGGGAAGGAUGGCGACCAAUCCAUUGGUCGGAUCAGCAAGCAGUGGAGCGGCCUUUUGAAGGAAGUCUUCACAGACACGGACAACUUCGGCAUUCAGUUCCCAAUGGACCUGGAUGUAAAGAUAAAGGCUGUGCUGAUGGGCGCCUGCUUCCUCAUCGACUUCAUGUUCUUCGAGAAAGUCGGAGAAGCUAACCAACGCAGCUCUGUGUUUUCAUAACUGGGGCAGAGAAAAGGAGUGCAAGAGUCCAGUCUUGUUAUCCAGCGUCUGCAUCUUUCUUUCUUACAUUCAUUCCCAGAAUUCAUUUAUUAAUGAGUUAAAAAAAUAAAAUCGGAGCUCUCUUGAUUAGAUUAUUUUUGGAAAUCUGAGCUGAUGUUAAUGUUUCCCACACUCCAAAUAUUUUUUACAUGUUCAUCCAGUUUGUGAUAAAAGGUAAAAAAUAAAGUGGGCCUCUUUUUUUAUUCAUGCUUUAACUAAGUGUUUGCAAACACUGAAUGUUCUUUCUGCUUCAAAGACAUUUCAGACCCCUGAAACGUCUGUGCUCUUUAUUGUUAUUGACAUUUUUAUAAUCUUGCUCACAAAGCGUUCAUAAUAGACGUAGUAUAAGUGCAAUAUCCUCGUGGAUGUAGAUGUUUUAAUAACUUUCUUUUUUAUGUCAUGGCAGCAAGCACCUGAAGACAUUGUCAUUUUAAAUUAGUUCACACCUGUGCUCUUCAAUUUUCAGAUCUGCACAUUUAGUUCAGUUAUGAUCCAUUAUUCGUAGAAUUACUAACAAUUUUUACUAAAGAACUUCGCUUUACCAGAUAUUCUGUAAAUACUUGUAAUACUUUGAUGUAGGACAUUAACAUUGUUUCACCUGCUUACUAUCAUAUUAUUAGGUUAGCUGCUGUUUAUAUUAAAGCAAUAUUCUGCUUGAGGGGCAUGGAUGUACACUUGUUGCUUUCACCAUUUAUCUGAAGCUAGAAUUCAAAUUUUGUGUAUCAUUUAACUUCAAAAGGAAGUGGGUUUUUUGCUGGUCUAAAAAAAAAAAUGUGUGAACCUGAGUUGCAUGCUAAUAGAUUUGACCAAAGUGAUGAUUUCCCCUGUUUUCACCACAGCUGUUUACAGGUUGUGGUGCCCAUGAUAAAACUGCAAUGACUGUAAAGUGAAUGAUAACAUGCUGUCUCAGCUGCUAAAGGUUUGCCAUGGAAACCCUCCAGGUUUCCCUGAGACCAGUGUAAACGCAUGACUUAAAAGUGAAAACAGAACCAUGAUGAAGGAAGCUAAGCUAAAAAAAAAAAAAAAGAGGUUGUAGUUUGUGAGCUCCGUGAUUAUAAUGACGUCCAG
Messenger RNA from Girardinichthys multiradiatus, 2463 nucleotides. RefSeq names its product phospholipid scramblase 3-like. Gene Ontology annotation, molecular function: phospholipid scramblase activity. Gene Ontology annotation, biological process: plasma membrane phospholipid scrambling. Gene Ontology annotation, cellular component: plasma membrane. The record is from RefSeq and is a predicted model, not a curated record. Lineage: Eukaryota; Metazoa; Chordata; Actinopteri; Cyprinodontiformes; Goodeidae. The transcript has 8 exons. Bases 427 to 1356 code for a protein of 309 amino acids.